AAAACUACAUGGUUUGUGUGUUGGAACAAAACUCUGAAGGGCUGCGGCCCUCUAGGAACUGAGUUUGACACCCCUAUUCUAGGCAAUGUUGGUCCUGGAGUGCCGCUGUCCUGCAGAGUUUAGCUCCAACCAAACACACCUGAACCAGCUAAUCAAGGUCUUCAGAAUCACUGAGGCUACAGGCAGCGUGUCCUCCUCACGCCCCUCUCAGCUGGUGACGCGCGGGGCUCAUUUCCGGCGACCGCAGUCUGUUGUUGAGUGUACCGUUCUGUUCAGAGUCGGGAUGGUACUCAUCAAGCAAUACCAGGUGCUGUUGCCAUGUUCAGUAGAAGAGUACCAGGUCGGCCAACUGUACUCGGUUGCAGAGGCCAGUAAGAACAACACAGGGGGAGGAGAAGGCAUCGAGGUCCUCCGAAAUGAACCUUACGAGAAGGAUGGAGAGAAGGGCCAGUACACCCACAAGAUCUACCACAUACACAGCAAGGUUCCUGGUUUUAUUCAAAUGUUUGCUCCUGAAGGAGCCCUGGUUUUUCAUGAGAAGGCCUGGAACGCCUACCCAUACUGUCGCACUAUCGUUACAAAUGAAUACAUGAAGGAUGACUUUUUCAUUAAGAUUGAAACCUGGCAUAAACCAGACACGGGAACAACUGAGAAUCCUCAUGGUCUUCCUCCUGAGGAGUGGGAGGACAUUGAGAUUGUGCCGAUCGAUAUAGCUGAUCGCUCUCAGGUGGAUGAUGUGGACUAUAAACCAGAAGAGGACCCUGCUAUCUACCACUCGGAGAAAACUGGCAGAGGACCUCUGGGACCUGAAUGGAAGAAAGAGCUUCAUAAUGGUAACUGUCCCUACAUGACGGCGUACAAGCUGGUGACGGUUCAUUUUCGCUGGUGGGGUCUGCAGGGACGUGUGGAGAACUUCAUUCAUAAGCAGGAGAAAAGGCUUUUCACUAAUUUCCAUCGGCAACUCUUUUGUUGGCUGGACCGCUGGGUGGACCUCACUAUGGAUGACAUUCGUAGGAUGGAGGAAGAGACACAGAGGGAGCUGGACCAGAUGCGUAGCCAAGGGUCUGUGCGAGGGAUGAAAGCAGGCGAGGACUAGGGAGAGCCAAAAAAGAAUGGAAGAAACAAAAUAGGGGCUACUUUUUAUUUUACCUCCUCCAGUCCUCAUGGCCAAUCACAACGUGCCACAUCAUCAAGCCCUUCCAAACAGAAAACGGUCAUCCCUUACCCAGGACAUGUCCAUUACCAUGAGUGUGAAUGCGUUUAAGCGAAUGUGCACAGUAUGCAUGUGUAUCCGUGGUUUGUGCAGUCUGACUUUAAACCUCAUCAUUUGCUGCCAAAUUCGUUUGGAUUCACUUAAGAUACGUUAAGUGAUACCGGCAUUUCUUUUUAUAAUUAAGUAUUAUAACUGUUUAAUGGUUUUUGGUUCAUUUUGCAACCAUCAGCUUUUUACUGAGUACGCCAGUGGAGUAACGAAUCCCAAGCCCGUUCCACAGAGAGUCUGAGGAAACAUUUCACUACAUGUAUUUUGACCAUAAAUAAAUGACUAAGUAAUUUUACUUCUUAAUUCUGUUAAAUUUGUCAUGUUCAGGAAAUAUCGGUGGAACUUGUAUAUGCCUCAAGAGGUAGGAUCAUUGAUGUCAGAAUAUAGAGUAAUUGAGAUUAAAGGGAAACAGAAGGCUUGUUGAACUCAUGCGGCUUAAAGCAUAACGGUUUUCUGGUUUAGUUACGGUGGUCUUUUGGUUUGGUUCUGCACUGAUUGCAGUGUGGAUGUCAUUGAGAGCAGUGGAUGGAUAUGGUUUCAUUUUUAAACUGAGUGUAAGAGCCUUGAAACCCCUCCCACCUUUGACUGACAUGCCACAGGCCACACCCCUCUUCAGUGGGGAUGGUCUGAAUUUUUGGAGAAUGAAGUACAAUUUACAAUACUGUAACAAAUAAAAGAAAACCUCAUUGAC
Onychostoma macrolepis is the source of this 1952-nucleotide messenger RNA. It is a transcript of the gene pitpnbl, whose product is annotated as phosphatidylinositol transfer protein, beta, like. The transcript is spliced from 12 exons. Bases 86 to 1096 code for a protein of 336 amino acids. Gene Ontology annotation, cellular component: cytoplasm. NCBI's taxonomy places the organism in Eukaryota, Metazoa, Chordata, Actinopteri, Cypriniformes, Cyprinidae. The record is from RefSeq and is a predicted model, not a curated record. Gene Ontology annotation, molecular function: phosphatidylinositol transfer activity; phosphatidylinositol binding; phosphatidylcholine intramembrane carrier activity. Gene Ontology annotation, biological process: phospholipid transport.